AUGGGAGAAGGUGUAUAUAUAGAGGAAGCUCUUCAGGAUGUGUUAAAAGAAACGGAUUUGGUAAAUUUUGAACGAAAACUUUGUGUGGAAUUACAGUUGUCACGCUUGGACCAUUUUGAUCAUGUUACUGAUGAUGAAUUAAAAUCAUAUACGGGCCUUUCGCAACCUGCUAUUCGUCGACUACGAGUUGCGAUUGCAGAAAAGAAAAAGAAAAGUAAGAAAUCGAAAGGAAUUUUCUCGUCCAUUGGAAAAAAGGAAAGCCGUGAAGUUACGAAGGUUCUUGUACCGGCUGUAGGUACGACAGAGCUGUUGUGGAAUUUUCCAGAAAAUGGUGGUACUUCGCUGAUUAUUAAGGAAGAGAUAAAAUUAAUGGAACGGUUGGGCGAAGGAUCAUUUGCGGUUGUUAAGCGUGCUGUAUGGACGCCAAAAACGGGACGAAAAUUAGAUGUUGCAGCCAAAAUUCUGCGUGAUUCAACUCCAGAAAUAAUUGAAGAUUUGCAACGUGAAGUUACUAAUAUGCAAAAAUUAAAACAUCCAAAUUUAAUUCAGCUCUAUGGGAUUGUUUUUUCAAAUCCAGCUAUGAUGAUUGUUGAAUUUUGUGAUGGUGGUGCUUUGAUUGAUCGUUUACGAUCAACUGAAAAACCUGUAAUCUUGGUUUCAAUGUUGAUUGAUUACGCACAGCAAAUUGCGCAGGGUAUGGCUUAUUUAGAAUCGAAGAAUUGCGUACAUCGUGAUCUUGCAGCACGAAAUGUUUUGUUAACAAACAAUGAGCGCGUUGCUAAAAUUUGUGAUUUUGGUUUGAUGCGAAUAUUGGAAAACAAUGAAAGGCUUUACGUGAUGUCAACACAAAAGAAAGUGCCAUUUGCGUGGUGUCCACCAGAAUCUCUGAGGUAUCGGCAGUUUUCACAUGCUUCUGAUGUGUGGUCUUUUGGUGUAACAUUAUGGGAGCUGUUUUCUUAUGGCGAAGAACCGUGGGUUGGUCUUCGUGGAGCUGAGGUACUCACAAAAUUAGAAGCUGGUGAACGAUUACCGCGACCACAGCGGUGUUCCGAUGAGCUAUAUAAUUUUAUCUCGAAAUGUUGGUCGUUGGAUGCAAAUUUAAGGCCAAAAUUUAACGUUUUAAAGGGCAUUCUUUCCGAGAUAAUGUUUACGGUAGCUGAAUGCCGUGAAACCUCUACUCCAUCACGGGGUACUGACUUAGAGCUGAUUGUUAAUGAUCUUGUUAUCAUCAUUCAUGGAAGUGGUUUGAUUUGGUUUGGACAGAAUGUAAGAACGCGGAAAUUUGGUUUAUUCAAUCGUUCAUCGGUACAUUUGCGAAAUGAACGCAGUGGGGCUAAAAAUGCUGAACUAAUAAUUAAUCCACUACAGCAACAAAAUCGGAUAGAUACUUAUAUUUCUAAACCAGUACGAGGAUCAUUUAUACAUGCUGGACAUGGUGAUAUAAAUGCAGAACAAUCUUGGGGUCAACCAAAUUACAUCGAUGAUAUAUAUCUGAAAAAUCCUAUUUUGAGGAAAGAAGAAUCUAUUUAUGAAAAUGGUCAGAAGCAAUAUGGGCCGGAAAUAAUUCCUUCUCUUGUUGACUUAAAGCCACCUUUGUGGGUUCAGAACCAACCCAACAAGAAUGGAAUUGGUUCAUAUAUUGAUCCUUUCGCACCAUUCAGCAUUUACUCUUUCGACGGUAUGAACGACAAUGAAUCUCGUCAGCACAGCGAUGAUAUAACAAGAUUUUUACCGUUAUCUUCAUCAAAUUUUUACGAUGAACCACCACUGAUAUCAUGUUCGCAGGAUAUGAUGCAUCCACAAUCCGUCGAGCAAUUUCUGUCAUUGCCGCAACCAAUUCAAUCAACAUCUCACAUCGUAUCAUGCAGCCAAAUACAUCGGUCAUCAUUUUCUGGCACUGACAUUACAGUACAGCCAUCACUGCAAUCUCUCAAAACAGUGCAAUCAUCUUCUGCUUCUCAAUUGCCUUCCACAUCGUGGGAACAUUUCCAAUCUUCAUCCAACAUACAGAAUAAACCAGAAAUGCAGCGAACACUGAAUUAUCAGACAACUACCAUAGAAGGGGCAUGUCAGAGUACGAGUGAUAAAAGUCAGAUGCAAAACGGAAAAAUACCACCGCCAAGGCCAAAACCACCGAAUUUGAGACAGUUAAUGGUGAAUAAUGCUCAGUGGGAUCCGACUUCUCUGCUGGGAAAUAAUGCGUCAGGUACCUCUACUUCAAAUGAUGCUAGUCCACAUGAGAAUUAUUCAACUUCUGUGCAUUCUGAAAUAACUGCAUCUAGUACUUCCUACAGUCACGAUCCUUUCGAGAUUUCAAAGACUGUGAAAGAUAUUACUACUAAAGGAGGUUACAGUCAACUAUUCAAAGAUCUUUCCGCAUCUGCUAAAGCUGUUUCAGCUAAUUCGUUAAGUACGACUUAUAAGAUUGGAAUUAAGCAACCUUAUAACGCUAAUAAACUGCAAAGAACAUCAACAAUAUUUCUUGAUGGUGAACAGCCACCGAACAUCAGCUUCCUUUCAUCACCAUUAUCAAGAUCAACAAAAUCUCCGCUCGAUUUAGGAACAUGCUACUAUGCUGAACAAUCUGUGCUUCAACAACCUACUUUGUCAUCAACUUAUGGAAGUACCCCUGCUUUACUUUAUAACUCUCACAAUGUCCAGUUAAAUUUGAGUGAACCGAUGGCAAAUGAAGAAUCCCUUCCUUCGCGACAUGUAAGCAACAGUUCUGUUGUGAAUUCUUCAAAACAAAGGAAUUCUUAUUUAAGUGAUGAAAUUUUGGGUAUGUUUGAUCCACUAGUCGCAGAACGAGUAAUUCCUGCUUCCACAAAUAUGUCAACUUCAUCGAUAUCGAACUCUGAUCCUGUUAGCCUUGUUCUAAGAAAUGCGGCUUUUGCGGAUAGACGGCGAUGUGCGAUAAAACUUCAACGGUAUAAUAAUAACAUUGAAAAAGCCGUAAAUGAAUUAAAAAUCGAAGAAUUGUUAUCGAUGGGUGUAGCGCAAGAUAGAGGUCAAGCAAUCAGUGCAUUAGAAGAUUGUCGAUGGGAUAUUAAUGCUGCAGCAGCAGCAUUAAUAUCAUGA
Molecule: messenger RNA, 3078 nt
Organism: Brugia malayi
Lineage: Eukaryota; Metazoa; Nematoda; Chromadorea; Rhabditida; Onchocercidae
Gene: Bma-sid-3
Product: Protein kinase domain containing protein
Exons: 25
Coding region: 1-3078 (1025 amino acids)
Biological process (GO): protein phosphorylation
Molecular function (GO): protein tyrosine kinase activity; ATP binding
Source: RefSeq, a predicted model, not a curated record